Messenger RNA from Peniophora sp. CBMAI 1063, 2028 nucleotides. The record is from the annotation of a GenBank genome assembly. Lineage: Eukaryota; Fungi; Basidiomycota; Agaricomycetes; Russulales; Peniophoraceae.
AUGCUUCACAACAACUUUAAGAGCGAUGCUUUGCUGGGCUGGUGCUCUUCCAAUGGCGUUUCCAUUGAUUGCCGCCUUCGUAUAGUUUCCGAUCCAGCUGGACACGUCUGCGUCCUGUUGCGCAGGUCCUGCAGCUUCAGUACCGGAGAGUCGGUGUCCGAGAUCCCCAAAGAUGCAGUUCUUUCGGUCCGCUCAAGCCAGAUGUCGGAGUUCUUGAAGUCAGAAGAAACCGCUCAAGCCAUGAGGCGCAGAGGACUGGAUCCUGACUUCGGUCAUGGAGCUCAGCUUUUGCUGGCAACAGCACUAUACGCUGAACUGUCUCACCUAUCUUCGUCCCGUUGGGCUGGCUAUCUGAGCUCGCUGCCGCAAGCAGACGAAUGGGAUGGGACUGGGCUACUUUGGUGUGAACGCGAAGGCGGGCAGAACUCGUCUCCCGUCGAUCGUCUCGACUUCUUCGACGACGUCAGCGCUGCUGUACACUGGCUUGAAGGCACCGAGGUCGCCAGACACCUCAGCGACGACGACGGUAAACCUGUUGCUGACAACGUUCGCAACUUCUACCAUGACGUCGCAUGUCCGUUGUUCAUCCGACGAUGGCCGGAUCCCCGACAAGUUCGAGCGGGAGAUUGCGAUACUCGGUCCGUCGAAGGUGCACGGAUGAGUCCCGGUAGUACAUGGAGUCUCGAUGGCUUCCGCCACGCAUACGCGCUCGUGUGUGCGCGAGCCUUCGUCGUAGAUGCCUUUCAUGGACUCGCGAUGGUCCCCGUCGCAGAUGCAUUCAAUCAUGCGAAUAGCAACCACGUCCAUCUGGAGACCGAGUACGAUGUGUGUCCAGAUUGCGGUUCGUGGGCGCGCUGCGCACACGACGAAGACGACGGACCUAUGCUACAGCAGGACCACGGACGAGAAGAGUCAGACUCGGCGAGCGAACCUAGCGGGCGUGCACGAAAGCGGCCUCGGCUUUCGCUCGAAGAGGCAGUUCAAGAGCCUUCAACAUUGGAUGAAGAGAACACUUGCGAGAUGAUCGUGAAUACGCCGCUCGCGGCGCCCGGCGACGAAGAUGUAGAGGUCUUCAACACAUACGGCCGGUUGAGCAAUGCCGCUCUCGUCGCGCGCUACGGCUUCGCUCUGGACGAUGCCGAGGAUGGGGUACCUAUAUCCCCAUCCUUCGUUCUCUCCGCUAUGAGCGUAAAGGAACGUGAGCAUGAUAGACUGAUAGGAGAGUGGCGGGAAGUCCUUCGCGACUGGGACGUUCGCGGUGAAGGAACGUGGACCGGUUCUUCCCGCAUUUCGCAAGAGAUUGAACUCGGCGAAGGAGAGGGGGACAUGGGCUUCGGCGCGGACAGUGGCAUGAGCCACAGCCUGUGGGUCCUCAUUGCACUUAUUGUAUGGGAACAGGCACGCCGAGGUACAGGUGGCGAACACGAGGAUGCCGUCCCCGCCCUGCGCCUGCUCGCCGCGCGGCUCGUUCUGCUGGAAAGCCGCGCAGAUGAGCGCGCUGGUUACGACGACGAAGAAGAUGGAGAAGACGAUGACCCUGUGCAGAACCCCGCAACGCGCGAAGCGCAUGCCCCUCCUGCGCCUCUCGUCGCGCCGGUGCACCUCGACGUCUCAUCGGAACUUGACGCAUGUCGCGACCCCGAGUCCAGCACGCUCCGCGCGCUUCUGGCCGCGCUGCGGCGUGUAUGCGCGGCGCGCUGGGCGCGUAUAGCUGGUGGCCCUGCCGCCCGUGUGCGGCUCGCAGCCAUGGCGCAGGAUCUAGGGAUAAACAAGGGUGCUGAUGUUCUUGCAGGCGCGGAAACCGACGAAGCAGUGGACUUCGGACCAGAUGAUGUAGACCCGGUGCGCGGCUCGGGUGCUGCCGGCGCGGUGCUGGAUGCGCUCGAGGGCAAGAAGGGUUGGUCGCGCUCGCGGGCUGCGAUCACCGUAGCGCUUGGAGAGAUGAGUGUGUUGGAGAGCGCAUGGGCGCGUUGGGGCGAGGUGAUGUCUGUCUUGUCCAUGGAAGAUCCCUCGGGCAGAGGGUCAUAG